This is a messenger RNA of Daphnia carinata, 1515 nucleotides long. RefSeq names its product homeobox protein DBX1-like. Gene Ontology annotation, biological process: regulation of transcription by RNA polymerase II. The transcript has 5 exons. The record is from RefSeq and is a predicted model, not a curated record. Gene Ontology annotation, molecular function: DNA binding; DNA-binding transcription factor activity, RNA polymerase II-specific. Lineage: Eukaryota; Metazoa; Arthropoda; Branchiopoda; Diplostraca; Daphniidae. Bases 42 to 1289 code for a protein of 415 amino acids.
UUUCUAUUGCAUGUAACACGCUGAGGACGAUUUGCCUAUUAAUGUCCGUAUACCGGCUGUGCUUUGCUCACUUGAGCCGUGUUUUAUUCGUUUCUGGAACGGUCCGCGCUACCCUUUUUAUUCUAAUAAAAAAAAAACGUGGACAGAUCAUCAAAAAAAAAUUUAUUCAAACCUGGAGAAUAAUCGAGUGCGUCGGUAUCAUGUUGGACGUGACAAAAGAGGAUGCGGAACAAUUGAACGCGGAUGAUUCCGUCAAGUGCGAACCGAUGGUGGGAUCAUCGGAUCGUCAUCGCGAAACGGCAAUCAUCAAACCUUAUUUGAAAUUCGGUGUCAGCGCUAUUCUCGGACUGGACAUUCAUCACGAACGUCAAUCGCCAGCGCAAGAUGUUGUUAGAUCGUCUCCUGUGCCACUCGGGCCGGAAGAGUUUGCCCAGCAAUUGAAAGCCGUUCAACCUCAUCACGCGUCAUCUUUGGUUAGCGAGCAAAACGACACGUCCAAAAAUGUCUCGUUUCAUCCCGUCUAUCAUCUGCACUCGUAUUUUCAUCCGCUCAUCCAACAGCAAACGGCCAACAAGCCGAAUUUUUCAGAUCGACUCGCAGGAGAAAUCAGGGCCGGAUUGAAUGCGGAUAUCUCUGGACGUCAACACAAUUCGAAUUUGGCGGGUUCAUCUUCGUCGACGUAUCCGUGGCUACAAGCGGCCGCCGCUGCGGCCGCUUGUGUUACCAAUCAAAUGGCUAAUUCCGUCUACAAUACGUCGAUGGUCCAGCAGCAUCCACCACCCACGUCGGGAUUGAGUCAAUCAUCGUCGUAUUACAAUUUUAAUGUCGUCAAUUUGGCUGCGGCCGCUACGUCCAGCAAUAGCGGGGCUGGCCCAGCCAACAAUUCCGCCAACCGGCCCAGAGCCCGUCGAGGAAUGAUGAGACGGGCAGUCUUUUCGGAACUGCAGCGGCGCGGACUUGAACGCCGCUUCCAAAUACAAAAAUACAUUUCCAAACCGGAACGUAAGAAGCUGGCCGAGAAAUUAGGCCUCAAAGAUUCUCAGGUGAAAAUAUGGUUCCAAAACCGGCGUAUGAAAUGGCGCAAUUCGAAAGAGCGCGAAUUGUUGGCCAAUGGUGGGUCGAGAUCGCAGACAUUGCCAACCAAGAACAAUCCGCAUCCAGAUUUGAGCGAUUCGGAAAUUGAAAGAGCCGCCCGCCAUACGUCGUUCCAUCAUUUGAAAUCGAGCAACCAAUCGGCGCCAACCAAUGAAUCGAUUAGCGCCACCUGUUGUCUCGAUGAAAUUCGUUGAAAAAAAAAUAAUGCCAUUUUUUUUUUUUUUAUUUACUUUUUCUUUUAUUUGAAAUGAACACGACACGUAUUUUGUUGUCCCAUUCCUCGCUACCAUGUGCUAUUAUUUAUUCAUAAUAUUUAAAAAAAUAAUUUAAGAAUCGAUCUCAAAGUCAAAUGUAACCAUUUUCUCGAUUUCACUCGCUUCCAUGUUUUGAUUUCAUUUCGUUUAUAAAAUCCCAAAAUCU